AAGUAAAAUGAAAUGUCAAGAAGAAGAAGAAAUUAAAGCACCCAUUCCACCGCAUAAAUACCCUUCAUUCUUCAUUCAUUCCAAUUUCCACCUCACUUUCUCUCUCUACACUUUCUCUCUCUACAAUCCACCACCAACAUCACAAUAUUUACUAUUUUAUCACCAUGUCUGCUCAAGAAGACGACUGGGUUCAGCUCGCUUUCACCGACGACACUCUCGUCGUUCAGCUCCUCUCCGCCCUUAAACAAACCGUCUCUUCUUCCUCUCUGUCCCCGCCGCAGCAACCGUAUAAAGCUUUUUCUCCGGCGUUGAAAAUUGACUGGAGCGUUAGACAGCGGCGGUCCAAGCAAAUUUCUAGGAAGAAAAGUGACGCGGCUACCCGUGCUAGUCCUACCACGCCGCUUUCUUGGAGCGGCGGCACUUCCUCCGUCAGCGGCGGUGGAUUUGAAGAGUCGUCUUGUUUACCUGCUACCAAUAAAACUGUUGACACCGCGAGAUCUAAGGUUGCUGUUACUAAUGAGACGCAAACGACAAAGCGGUCGAGAAAGAAGAGGACUUUACAUGAGCUUAAAGAAGAGGAGAGUUUCCUGUUGACGGAAAGGAUUAGUUUGAAAAAUCUACUGGAUACCUUGCGUCUCACUGUAGAGAAUCAGAGAGCUGAAAAUGAAAGCUUGAAGAGAUUGAAGGUCGAUUUGCUGUCAAGGCAGACACCACACAUAAUUAGAGCUGCAGUUAAAGCUGAGGAAAUCCAUUCACUUACAUCAAAGCAAAUAAACUUAUCACAUUCGAUGAGUCAGUUAACUGCAGCAUGCAAUAAACUCGAGACAUUUUCGUCAGAUGCAACCUUCCAGAAACAAGAAGAUGGAGAUAGUAAGUCCGGGUUUAUGCUACCGGACCUAAAUGUAGCCGUGGAAGAUUACUCAGGCACCGAUAUAUUAUGUGGAAUAAGCUGAGAAGAAUCAGUUGGAUACUGAUAGUAAAUUUUAUGUGAAAUGAGGCCUAACAAGUAGCACAGAUGUAAGUAGUAAAAUUACUGCCUUCACUGCAUAAGUUUGUUGUUUUUUUAUACCGAAGGUACUGAGGGUAGUGUAGAGAUCCUAAUCAUUAGUUCACAGUUUUAGAUUCUUUACUUAGGCAGAUUUCUACAUUCUUCCAAAUUCUUUGGGGCAAAACCCUCAUUCCUUCUGUUUUCUUCUUUUAGAAAUUAUAAACACAUAAAUUGUAAUUUUUUCUAUAGAUAAUCAGACAUUUUUGGUAUUAUUUGAGUUCAA
This is a messenger RNA of Mercurialis annua (annual mercury), 1271 nucleotides long. RefSeq lists its product as uncharacterized. The coding region runs from base 165 to 953 and encodes 262 amino acids. NCBI's taxonomy places the organism in Eukaryota, Viridiplantae, Streptophyta, Magnoliopsida, Malpighiales, Euphorbiaceae. The record is from RefSeq and is a predicted model, not a curated record. The transcript is spliced from 5 exons.